Guillardia theta CCMP2712 is the source of this 1613-nucleotide messenger RNA. RefSeq lists its product as hypothetical. Gene Ontology annotation, cellular component: membrane; intracellular membrane-bounded organelle; cytosol. The transcript is spliced from 4 exons. The coding region runs from base 97 to 1428 and encodes 443 amino acids. The record is from RefSeq and is a predicted model, not a curated record. NCBI's taxonomy places the organism in Eukaryota, Cryptophyceae, Pyrenomonadales, Geminigeraceae. Gene Ontology annotation, molecular function: sterol binding.
UGUUGAACUCGAGGAGCUCCGACUAAAUCGCAAAGUCUGGCUCGUUUACCGAGCGUCAUUAGUCGUGUUAGGAUAUCUUGAGGACCUUCGUGAGCAAUGCUUCAGUUUAGAAGUGCGUCGGAUGCAGACGACAUCUGCAAGGCAGUGGAAGCUGUGAGCGAUGACAUGGCAGCAGCAGCCUUGCAAGACCUUCCUCAAGAAGAUUUCUACGGUGACGAAGGCAACAGUGAUGACGAGGAGGAUUCUGGCACCCCCACGGGCAAGGGCGAGAAGAAGAAGCGCAGCUGGCUGGGCAAAGUCGGCAAGGGCCUGUACAGGAGGAGUGUGAACUUGGCCAAGAGCUCUGGCCUCGUUGAUACUCCUGCUUCCAAGGAGGACCAGGAUCUCCUCGCCGCCGUCCUGUCAUGUAGGUCGCCAUUCGCGGUCAAGGCCGGCGGAGUUGGCAUUCAGAAUCCUGAGCAUGCCAAGGCUUGCAGGAGCGUGCUUUCCUUGAUGAUCAGCCAGAUGGGUCGCAACCUUCUCAGUGGUGGGAAUGUGAUGAACGUCAGUUUCCCCAUCCAGUGCUGUCAGCCCAGGACUGUGUUGGAGAUCGGAGCCCAGAUGGGACAGUUCACGCACAUUUAUUUGCCUCGUGCUGCUGCUACGAAGGAUCCCGUUGAGCGCAUGAAGAACGUUGUGGCUUGCUUCGUUGCUGCGAUGCCGCUGACAUCCGGCAACUUCCUCAAGCCUCUCAACCCCAUCCUUGGCGAAACGCUGCAGGUGGACUACGGAGAUGGCUCAAAGUUGUACAUGGAGCAGACUUGCCAUCACCCGCCAGUGUCCUCCUUCUGCCUGGUCCCACCAUCGCAAUCGUACACUGUCUCAGGUUAUCAGACCUUCAACGUUGGAUGGGGAUACAACAAGAUGUUCUUGACAAAUCAGGGUGUUCGCACUGUGACGUUCUCCGACGGGAGCUCCAUCAGCCUGGACUUUCCUCAGGACCGAUGGAUCAAUGUGUUCUGGGGUGAUAUGGUUCAUCAAACCAUCGGGACACAGACGUUCACCGAUGAGAAGAACGGCAUUCGCUGCAGGUUGGAGUUUGGAAACCCCUCCAACAGAAAAGGAAUCCCCAACGACUUCUUUGAGGGUGUUAUCGAGCAAUUCGACUCCAAGAACCCCGAUGCUCCGGGAACCGCGUUGCAUCAGGUGCAGGGAAGCUGGUUAGGGUUCGUGGACUUCGACAAGACACGCUACUGGGACAUCCGAACAACGGAGAAGACCCCGAUGAGUGUUCCUGCCGACAUGCUCAAGUCAGACUCGCGCCAUCGUACUGAUCGCAAGUUCCUCGAAGCCAAGGAUUUCAAGAAGGCACAGGCUGAGAAAAUCCGAUUGGAAGAGAAUCAGCGCCAUGAACGUCGUCUCAGGGAGGCCGUCCACGGAAAGCACUGAGUUGUCGUUUGGUUGUAACUUGCACGAGCAAGUGCUGAGAACGAGAUUGAGACAUUAUUCAUCUGUUGAGGGGAGAUACACGUUCCAUGUCAUCGCGUGUGCCUUUGCAUUACUAUCGCACGCAUCUUCUUGUGCUGGGGGUCGUUUGCUUUGUCGAUUAAGUUUAUAUAAAACGAACGCAUUUG